AUGCUGCAGAAAAUCACCGCGGUUAUCGACGAGGAAAUGGAGGCUAUCCGCGCCUCACGUAUCGAAAUGCCGCAGAUUUUGUCGUCGACAUUGUGGCACAAGACGGGACGUGUCCGUGCUAUGGGCAGCGAGCUCUUCCGACUGAAGGACCGACGUGGCGCCGAGAUGAUUCUAGCCCCUACUCAUGAGGAAGAGGUCACCAAACUUAUCGGCGCUGAAAUCGACAGCGCCAAGGCCUUGCCUGUGCGUGUAUACCAGAUUGGACGCAAGUUCCGUGAUGAACCACGACCACGAGCUGGUUUGCUGCGUACGAAAGAGUUUCUUAUGAAAGAUAUGUAUUCGUUUGACGCGAGCGUCGACCAGGCAAAGCAAGCAUACGAAGAUACCCGCCAAGCGUACGCACAUAUAUUCAACAGGCUUUUCGAUUGGCAUCAUGUGCCUGCCCUAGUGUCGUCUUGUGCGCCAACCUGGCUCGAGGCGACGGCCGAUACAGGAGCGAUGGGCGGGACCUUCUCGCACGAAUUCCACAUGGAAGAUGAAGCGGGCGAAGAUACACUAUUGCGAUGCCAACACUGUCAUUACACCUCCAACGUAGAGUGUGCGACGUCGCAUAAACCAUCCACGGCGACGUACCGUACCUCUCAAGAUCUUAGCGUCUCGCUUUUCCAGGGUGACAACGGGCUUCAUGCUUUUGUGUACGGGUCUGAUCGGCAGCUCAACCCACUCUCCCUCCCCACAGGGUAUCAGUUGACACCUGUGGCAAACGAUCUAUCCGCACAGCCCAUGGAGAUCUGGGUGGACACGGAUUGCACCUCUGUGGCGUCAGAGGAAAUACGUCACGCUGUCCAGCAGCAUGUGAAUUCAUUUCCUACACCGUUUUAUGUGCCUACAGAUUGUCCCGUGCACACCAAGUCGCUACGCGAAGCCAAAGCGGGCGAUGUAUGUGCGACAUGUGGGCAGGGGACCUUAUCGGAGCGCAAAGCAAUUGAAAUCGGGCAUACGUUCUUGCUUGGUACGCGGUACUCACGCAUUCUGGGCUACGGUGUCGUCCCUCGGAACGCUACGAACGCAUCGCAAACGCGUGAACCUCUGCAGAUGGGGUGCUAUGGUAUUGGUGUCACUCGUAUUCUAGGUGCCAUGGCGCAGCGCGCGAGUCGCGCAUUUACGCAAUUGCAAGCGGCUGCCGCGCCCACUUCUAAGAAAGGCAAGCCGCGUGCAGGUUUUGUCUGGCCACAACACUUGGCACCCUUUUCAGCCCUCAUUCUUCCUGCUACGUCGCAACAUCUUGAGGCCGCAGCACGUCUAUGCCAUGCAUUACACCGCGGUGUCUCAUCGUCAUCCACUGAUGGGACAACGAGCACCUUCCAAGUGCCGCUGACAGACAUGGCCUUGGACGAUCGCAUACAUCAAUCUUUAGGCUCACGCCUCUUUGAUGCUGACCUCUUGGGCUCCCCACUGGUGUUUGAAUAUUUGUCGGCACAGAUGGUUCAUUAG
Malassezia pachydermatis is the source of this 1494-nucleotide messenger RNA. Its product is annotated as prolyl-trna synthetase. Gene Ontology annotation, biological process: prolyl-tRNA aminoacylation. NCBI's taxonomy places the organism in Eukaryota, Fungi, Basidiomycota, Malasseziomycetes, Malasseziales, Malasseziaceae. The record is from RefSeq and is a predicted model, not a curated record. The transcript is spliced from 6 exons. Bases 1 to 1494 code for a protein of 497 amino acids. Gene Ontology annotation, cellular component: cytoplasm; mitochondrion. Gene Ontology annotation, molecular function: ATP binding; proline-tRNA ligase activity.